Messenger RNA from Prunus armeniaca (apricot), 645 nucleotides. NCBI's taxonomy places the organism in Eukaryota, Viridiplantae, Streptophyta, Magnoliopsida, Rosales, Rosaceae. The record is from the annotation of a GenBank genome assembly.
AUGAUUGACAAUAGUCAUAAGAAUGGUGAUGCUUUUAUCGCAGGUUCCUCAAAAGGGCAUUCAUUCGAGAAAAGCAUGUCUUGGCAAGAUUGGGAGAACUCCUACACGGCAUUCAAAGCCUUCUUUGAUGGUGGUGUUACCAUUCUUAGAUCCAUUGAUGAACUUCUUCCGCUUUGCCACAGAUUCGAUGGUUAUGCAACAUUCCAAGGCGCCCUUGUGUAUCCAGAGACGGUUGGAGCCUUGAAAAAGUUCAUGGACAAAUACGGAAGUUUGCUGGAAGCUACAGAUGUCACCUCCUCUUUCUCAAGGGGUACUGCCCUUCGAGCGCUUGGCUUAGUACUUCAUGGGAUGGACACCAUGCAACUCCUUGAUAUUACAGAUCAUAAACUGCUCUGUUGGCGAGAUGCAAUAUGCGAGGCCAUGAUUCUGGGCUUUCCUGUGGAAUUUCUCCUUAAACUCGUGAAGAGCUUAGCACGUGCCGUUUUGGAGCACGGGCCAUUCGUAGAGUUGGAAAACCAGCGCCGGGAGAUGCAUGCCCUUCUUCUUGCUAAGGGUGUUUCUGUUGACAGCGCUGAGUGCGUGACGGAGGCAGCGGCCAGAAUAUCUCCUGGGGCUUCCUUUGUUCUUUUCGGACAUUCCCCAUAG